GGUAGAUUGAAUACCGGCAGACCGGAUCUUAAGGUAGGACGAGCCCCGAGCAAAACAGGAGGCGGACCGGGACCGGCUAGUAGCGUUCAAUACUUUGAUGAUCAACGGCAAUGCCGCUUCGAGUGGUAGUCCCUUAUUCCAUCAUGAAGCCGCAGUAUUCCACCUUCAUGAUAUGUUGACACCGCAUUAUCUCUUUACAUGUCUUUGUCGCUUUCUUGAUACCCUUCGCCUUGCACAUAUAUGAAUUAGAUCCUCGACCUCGACCUCGACCGAGAUGCCCGACCUCACCAAUUCCUCCUCCCCCACCACACCCUCAUGGUCCGUCCAAACCUCCACAGAGGAAAACGACGAAGUCCCCCAAUUGCCCCCCUUCUACUCCCCUCGACCCAUCCCCGUCUCGCGCGCAAUCUCUGAACUCGACCUCAAUUCUCUCUCCCUCACCCACCCCUCACUCGCCGCCCACGCCCACACCCACACCCACGAGCGAUCACCAACCCCGCAGCGGGACUCAGACGAUGCCGACACAGAGCCUGAAGGCGACGGCUCCCUCCCAGGUCUCGUCUCCCCCGCCUUCACACCCCCCUCAACACCAGGGACAGGCACGCAGACGCCCUCACGAGCCUCGCUCCAUCCCCCGCAUGCGCAGCAGCACCUCCCUAAAUCCGUGCCCGUCGACAGCACGACCGCGGACGGCGGGUGCGGCCAGAAGAAGCCGAAACUGCUGGACAAGCUGCCGGAUGUGAAUUGCGUGGUGAGGGCGCGGAUCCCGACCACGAUCGGCGGGACGGGAACGGAGAUGUUCCUGCAUUUGUAUCAGAAUAGCGAGGAUAGUAAGGAGCAUUUGGCAAUUGUGUUUGGGAACUCGAUUCGGAGCACGAGUUUGGAUCGCGUGAGGGAGGGGGAGACGGAGAUGGAUAGGUUGAUUAGGGGGGCGUACACGGGGCGUUUGUAUCCGGGACGGACGACGAGUAGUAUGGCGGAAGGGGGGGAUUCUGGGAAGGCGGCGGAUGAUGAGAAGAGGGAACCGCCGUUGGUGAGGAUUCAUAGCGAGUGUUAUACCGGAGAGACGGUGUGGUCUGCGCGCUGCGAUUGUGGAGAGCAGCUGGAUGAAGCGGCGAGGCUGAUGUCUAUGCCUGGGUCUGGGGGAGGUGUGAUUAUUUACUUGCGGCAGGAAGGGCGGGGCAUUGGUCUGGGGGAGAAGUUGAAGGCGUAUAAUCUUCAGGAUCUAGGAUCGGAUACAGUAGAAGCGAAUCUGUUACUCAGACAUCCUGCAGAUGCGAGGAGUUAUGGGUUGGCGACAGCGAUGCUGGUGGAUCUCGGGGUGAAGGAUGUGAGAUUAUUGACGAAUAAUCCGGAUAAGGUACGGGCUGUAGAGGGGCCUGGGAGGGAAGUUGUGGUUAGGGAAAGGGUUGCUAUGAUUCCACUUGCUUGGAGGGGUUCCAAGGGCGGUAUCAGGAGUCAAGAGGUGGGGGGUUAUUUGAAGACGAAGAUCGAGAAAAUGGGCCAUAUGUUACAAAUGGGCGAGGGCUCAUGAAAGUUAACAAAAACAUGUUUUGAUAGAACGAAUUGGGGGCGGAUCCUUUCUGUAAAAAGUUUCUGAGUGGAGUCAAGGUAGAACAUUAUGAGUCGUUGAGGAAACGAGCUACUGGUUCACUACGGUGACAGACGAUUCGAGGAGUUGGAUCCGUCGGUUGUGAUCUCUGCCCCAGUAAGCUGGGGGGGUUACGUCUCUGCUAGAGCAGGACCUACAUGACUGUUAUGAUGAUAUGUAGAUCAUGUUUUGUCACAUCUACUGGCAUAUUUAAGGAGGCCCUGCCUCGAUUCAUGUCAUGGCAACCCUCUAGCUCUACCACUUGUUCAAUCGCUCAUGUCUUGUAAGGUCAUCUACCAAUAAGGCCCUUCAACUUUUACGCUUUGGAGGAAAUUCUCAGUGAUCUCUCUCGGAACUGUGGCGCAGUAAUCAAUUGUUCCGGGGUUGCAGUCCAAGCAGUCAAUUCAAUUCAGUUUGCGACAAGAAGAUGCAACGAAUGAAUCUUUGCGACACUUAUCUUGCCGGAAACUGCUCCCAUGAUAUGAUUGAGGUCAGCUUCGGCCAAUUGGUCCUUCAUGGUUCCCAAGGUACAGUACAGGAGCUUGCACCAUGUCCAUGAAGUCGAUGGCCAUCACCCGAUCCCUCAUCACAAGAGAAUCGGUUGUUCAAUGCAACUGUACCCACCGUGAAGUGUGUCCAGCCGAUACCAAAGCCUCUCGCCACAAUUUCCUUCCCUUCUUUCCGUCUUCAACCAACUCAUACGGACUGUGCGAUCUUAACCUCAACCACAGACCUCCUCACACCAUCCGACUCCUCCCUAAUCUGCUCCACAGUACACCCAUGCCCGCGCACAAUAUCACAAAAAUCCUCCAUCGACCCCCCCACACCAAAAUAAACCUUCUUCGCAGCAACCAACGCCGUCCUCUCCUCAUCCGGCAUACUCCCCAAAAGACCAACCAGAGUCUCCGCAAAGGACUUCAAUGCUACAGGCGAGUAGAUGGUCUCCGCUCCGAUGAUGGUGAGUCGCGAUGUACGUGAAUCCAUGUUGGUCUUUACGAGGUUGACGAACUCUUGACUCCAUGCUCCGGAGAAGAAUGAGAGUUUGACUUGGCGGGAUUGGAGAGAGGAGAGGAAGUCUUGGAUGGUUUGCUCGUCGAGAUCGAGCUCGCCUUCGGGUUGCCAUGAUUCUUGGCGAGUGGUUUGGGCCCAGGAUAGGAGGAUGUUGGGGAGUGUGACGAGUUGGAGGACGGUGGGGUUGUAGUCUGCGAGGCCGAGGUGUGAUGGUUCGGUUGAGAUGGGGUUUUGUAACAGCCAUUGGAAGACGGCUAGAGAGGGGAGGGCGGUGCCGCAUCCGAGCUGUUUGAGGUGUCAGUAUUGUUUGUUAUAGAUCCGAAGACGCAUGAAGAAACUUGUAUGGCUAUGUCAGACACGGGGUCUGAACUGCCAGCACUACAGAUGAAGAAAACACAUGGGAACCGUAACUUCGCUUGAGCUUCAGUACCAGCAAUAUAAACACAUACCUCUAAAAUCUUCCCCGAGAAAU
This is a messenger RNA of Cadophora gregata, 3074 nucleotides long. RefSeq names its product GTP cyclohydrolase II (gene RIB1). The transcript has 2 exons. Lineage: Eukaryota; Fungi; Ascomycota; Leotiomycetes; Helotiales; Ploettnerulaceae. Gene Ontology annotation, biological process: riboflavin biosynthetic process. Gene Ontology annotation, molecular function: GTP cyclohydrolase II activity. The record is from RefSeq and is a predicted model, not a curated record. The coding region runs from base 275 to 1534 and encodes 419 amino acids.